Messenger RNA from Lichtheimia ornata, 1200 nucleotides. RefSeq lists its product as uncharacterized. The transcript has a single exon. Gene Ontology annotation, molecular function: hexosyltransferase activity. Gene Ontology annotation, biological process: glycosphingolipid biosynthetic process. The record is from RefSeq and is a predicted model, not a curated record. Bases 1 to 1200 code for a protein of 399 amino acids. NCBI's taxonomy places the organism in Eukaryota, Fungi, Mucoromycota, Mucoromycetes, Mucorales, Lichtheimiaceae.
AUGCAGCGAAUCGGUGACUUAUUCCGAAUACGACAAUCUCUACCUUAUACAAGGCUCAAUGGCAAUACGACAGCCUAUGUGAGACAUAAAUGCUGGCGGCCAUCUGUGGUGCUAAAGUGGAUCGUUCUUUUGGCUCCCGUUGUUGUGUUGGCCUUUUUCGCUCUAUUCAAUCUCCAAUUGAACAUUCGAGUCUACAUUCGCAACUGGAUCUCGCAUGCAGAUGAAGCAUACAAGAAACCACUUAACGGCUGUUUCAAUCGCUUACCGGAGGACAGCUUGUAUCAUACUGGCGUCAGUGAAUAUACCUAUGAUAUCACCCCUGGUGUCGCUCUUCUUGAUGGCUUCGACUGUUAUGAUUUUGCUGCCACCAUCCAACCCACCAACAACACGAGCAGCAGCAACAACAAGAGGACCAUUUAUCAUGCUUAUUGGCGAGCUGAUCUGUCACCCGUCGGUCCAAAGCAACUUGCAGUGAUCCGAUCAUUCUUUGCUACACAGAAUCCAGACACCGCUGUUUUGUACUUGUGGUCAAAUGGCGACUUGUCAACCUCUCCUAUUAUUCAAGACGUCAAAAAACAUGUUGGGGAACGGCUUCAAACGUUGAUCUAUGAUCCAAAGGAGCUCUCUAAAGGCACACCCAUGGAGAAUUCUUCUCAUCUGGACUUCAAGGAUGGAUUAGGCUAUUUGGAUGGUGACUUGAUCCGCUUAAUGGUCAUCUAUCGCUAUGGUGGCAUGUGGUUUGAUAUGGAUGCAUUGUUGAUUCGUGACAUGUCCCCGCUAUUUGAAUACGAAUGGUUAUCACAAUGGGAUUGCUUCCAGCCAGGUCAGUUCCCCUUUAAUGGCGCGUUUAUGCACUUUGCCAAGGAGUCUCCGUACUUGUGUGAAAUGCUUGCUGAGAUGGCCAAUGGACCCUUACCACGACCAGGCACAAUUGAUUGGGGAGGUUACAUGUAUUAUCGCGUAUAUCGUCGACUGCUCUAUCAUGGUAUACGACCAUGGUCGGUCAUUCCCUGGUGCUUCACCGAUUCUAUGGUAUGCACUCCAAGUAACUCGAUGCCAGGCGCUUUCGAUGAGGUGGAAUUCGAUGAAGAAAAGCUUUUACAGACGUUUGCUUAUCAUUGGCAUAACCAGUGGUCCAAAACACCAGGUUCAUUGUUUAGAUUUUUAGAAAACAGACAUAAAAAUAUUACUGGAUGGUAG